GGCGCUACCGUUGGUGAAAUCAUCGAUUCAUCCAAAGAGCUCUGCGACCGGGGUUGGCUCGCUGCCAUUCGACCAGCUCGUCCAGCCAGGCUCGUCAGGGCCGGGCGAGAGUCGGAAUCCGGCGAUGCCUUGUCGCAAGCGUUGUCAGCAGGCUCAGGCCACAUCCAGCGCAGCGCCCGGCAAUGACGCCAGCCAACCCGCCUCUGGCGACAUCCGCAUCAUCUCUACAACAUCGACAGCCGUCCCGCAGGCUGCAUCUUGCCAUUGAUCUUCGCCAACAAUGUGGGUGUUUGGAUACGGCAGCUUGAUCUGGAAAGUCGACUUUCCAUAUGAAGUGAGGAUACCGGGAUACAUCUGCGGAUUCGUGCGGCGAUUCUGGCAGGGCAGCCACGAUCACCGAGGCACUCCAGAGUCGCCCGGCCGUGUGGUGACCCUCCUGCCGUAUUCCGAGUGGCAGACGCUCUCGGAUCGAGACUUUGCGGUCCACCAGCGAGCAGAUGUCUGCUGGGGCGUUGCAUACAAGGUUGCUCCCAAGGACGAAGCAUGGGUCCGGGCCCACCUCGACCACCGAGAGAAGAAUGGAUACGAGUCUUUCAAGGUGCCUGUCUAUCACCCGCUCGCAGGAAGUGACCAGCCGAUCGUUCAGAAUGCCAUGGUCUAUCUCGCCGGCAUCGAAAACGAGGCCUUCCUGGGUCCAGAAACGCUCGACCACAUGGGCGUUCAUAUUGCCCACUCAAGAGGUCCAAGCGGCCAGAACUAUGAAUACCUCUUUGGGCUUUACAAGUCCCUGAAGGCGCUGGUGCCCGAUUUCCCGGACGAGCACGUUGAGCAACUCACCGACCGGGUGGUCCAAGCCCUCAAGGAUAACCACGCCUUUGAUCCCAGCAUGCUAGAGAACCCCAAGUUUGACGAUGCUCUGGGGGAGCUUCGAGAAAUGUCAAUCUGGACGCACGAGCGCCUGCAAGAGCGGCUGGAUUUUGCGCACAAGCUGGAACAGGCCGAGGAGAGCUUGGCUGCAUGACCAAAGUUGCUCUUGAGCUCGGCCGUGUGCCCUUUGAAUGAGCCAGGCAGAUUCGUGCUUGGCGAUUCGUCAUGGAGGCAUCUCUGAAAGAGGUUCAUCGCUUGUUGAUAU
Molecule: messenger RNA, 1132 nt
Organism: Polychytrium aggregatum
Lineage: Eukaryota; Fungi; Chytridiomycota; Chytridiomycetes; Polychytriales
Product: cation transport regulator-like protein 2-like protein
Exons: 5
Coding region: 281-1021 (246 amino acids)
Biological process (GO): glutathione catabolic process
Cellular component (GO): cytoplasm
Molecular function (GO): gamma-glutamylcyclotransferase activity; glutathione specific gamma-glutamylcyclotransferase activity
Source: RefSeq, a predicted model, not a curated record